AUGUUUCUUCUAGGUAUUAACUACAUAUUACUUUUUAUUGGCUCAAUUUCAUCAUCUUUACUCUCAAAAUUCUACUUUAAUCACAAAGGUGAUAGUCGUUGGGUUUCAACUUGGGUCCAAUCUGCUGGAUUCCCUCUUCUCCUUCUCCCAAUUUAUUUGCCUUUUUAUGUGUUUAAAUCAACUCAUAGGAAACCAUUUACAAAUCUCACUCCUAAAAUGUUGUUACUUUCUAUUGUAAUUGGUUUCUUGUUAGGUCUCAACAACCUUUUAUUUUCUUGGGGUAAUUCUUACCUCCCCGUUUCGACUAAUUCUCUUGUGUUAUCGUCACAACUAGUCUUCACUCUUAUCACUUGUGUCAUUAUUGUCAAACAAAAAAUCACAUACACGAACCUCAAUUGUGUUAUUUUACUAACGCUUAGUUCGGUCAUGUUGGCCUUGGGUUCGAGUCAUGACAAACCAAAGGAUUUGACGAAAACAAAGUAUUUUAUAGGAUUUUUCUCAACGAUUGGUGCUGGAUUAUUGUUCGCUCUUUAUCUCCCAUUAAUGGAAAAAAUAUAUAAAGAAGUUUAUUGCUAUUCUAUGGUUAUGGAAAUGCAGAUUGUCAUGGAAUUAGCAGCUACCGUUUUGGCCACGUUGGGAAUGAUUAUAGACGGUGGAUUUUCUGAGAUGAAAAAAGAGGGAAAAAAUGUGUUUGAUUUGGGUGAAAAAGCAUACUGGUUAACAGUGAUGUUUAACGUGGUGACGUGGCAGUUUUGUUUUAUGGGUACUGCUGGGAUGGUGUUCUUGACAAGUUCAUUGACAGGAGGAGUUUGCAUGACGGCGUUAAUGGCCGUUAAUGUUUUGGGAGGGGUUAUAGUGUAUGGAGAUAAUUUUGGUGGAAUUAAAGUAGUUUCGACUUUGUUGUGUAUUUGGGGAUUUUCUUCGUAUUUGUAUGGAAUGUAUAUGAAAAUGAAGGAAGAAGAGGAGAAAAAGAAGGAUGAUUCAUUAGAGAAGUUGAUUAAAAAUGAUAAAGAUGAAGAGGAGAAUAUGACAGAAAUUCAUGUAACGCACAAUACAUGA
Molecule: messenger RNA, 1059 nt
Organism: Solanum tuberosum (potato)
Lineage: Eukaryota; Viridiplantae; Streptophyta; Magnoliopsida; Solanales; Solanaceae
Product: probable purine permease 4
Exons: 1
Coding region: 1-1059 (352 amino acids)
Cellular component (GO): membrane
Molecular function (GO): purine nucleoside transmembrane transporter activity
Source: RefSeq, a predicted model, not a curated record